Molecule: messenger RNA, 3036 nt
Organism: Gavialis gangeticus (Gharial)
Lineage: Eukaryota; Metazoa; Chordata; Crocodylia; Gavialidae
Product: inter-alpha-trypsin inhibitor heavy chain H3-like
Exons: 22
Coding region: 27-2711 (894 amino acids)
Biological process (GO): hyaluronan metabolic process
Molecular function (GO): serine-type endopeptidase inhibitor activity
Source: RefSeq, a predicted model, not a curated record
AUGAGAGAACUGUUAAUUUUUCCAAAAUGGCAAACCAUAUCUUGUUUUUCACUGCAUUUAUAUUGCUUCCUGCUCUUGGAACAUCGGACUCUAUUUUAGCACAAUUCAGAAAUAUCAAGAAGAGAAAUGCUGAUGAUGUGACUAUCAAUGGUAUAGAAUUCUACAGCAUAAAAAUUGAUUGCAAAGUGACUUCUCGAUUUGCCCACAAUGUCAUCACCAGCCGAGCUGUUAACCGGGCCAAUAUAUCCAAAGAAGUCAUUUUUGAUGUUGACCUCCCUAAGACAGCUUUCAUCACCAAUUUUACCAUGACAAUUGAUGGUGUCACAUAUCCUGGGAACAUAAAAGAAAAAGAGGUUGCAAAAAAGCAAUAUGAGAAGGCUGUUUCAAAAGGACAGACUGCAGGCCUUGUCAAGGCUUCUGGAAGAAAAACUGAAAAAUUCACUGUUUCAGUCAACAUCGCAGCAGCCAGUAAAGUCACUUUUGAACUGACCUAUGAGGAACUGUUGAAACGACAGUUUGGAAAAUAUGAAAUGUUCAUCAAAGUAAAACCAAAGCAGCUUGUCAAAAACUUUGAGGUUCAGGUAAACAUCUUUGAACCCCAAGGUAUCAGAGAGCUGGAAGCAGAAGGAACAUUUAUCACCAAUGACUUAUCAGAUGUCAUUAAAAAAUCUUUCUCAGGAAAAAAGGGCCAGGUGUCUUUCAAGCCAACCCUUAAUCAACAGCGAACAUGUGCUAAUUGCUCAACAACUCUGUUGGAUGGAGACUUUACCAUAAAGUAUGAUGUUGAGAGAGGCAAGCCAAAUGAUUUACAGAUUGUCAAUGGAUACUUUGUACACUUUUUUGCACCGACAGAUCUUCAAAAUUUGCCUAAGAAUGUUGUUUUUAUAAUAGAUAUUAGCGGAUCAAUGAGUGGAAGAGAAAUAGAACAGACAAGAGAAGCACUUCUUAAAAUAUUAGAUGAUAUUAAAGGAGAUGACUACUUCAAUUUCAUAUUAUUUGGUUCAGUUAUAUACACUUGGAAAGACACAUUAGUUAAAGCCACUGCAGAGAAUCUGGAAGAAGCAAGGAAAUUUGUUCGUGCUAUUGACACUGAAGGUGCAACAAACCUGCAUGGUGGUUUAAUGAGGGGAAUUGAAAUGCUGAAUACUGCUUAUGAAAAAAAUAUCGUGCCCCAGAGAAGUACUUCUAUAAUUAUAAUGUUAACAGAUGGCCAACCUAAUGUAGGAUUAUCAGACCCCCAACAAAUUCAAGAGAGUGUAAAAAAAGCAAUUCAAGAAAAAUACCCAUUAUACAAUCUUGGCUUUGGCUAUGGUGUUGACUAUAAUUUUUUAGAAAAGUUGGCAUUGGAGAAUAAAGGAUUGGCUCGCCGUAUCUAUCCAGAUUCUGAUUCAGCCAUACAACUGCAGGGUUUUUAUGAUGAGGUGUCCAAUCCAAUGCUUUCAGAUGUGGAAUUGAACUACCCUGAAAAUUCAGUAUCUGACUUAACUAAUAACAACUUUAAACACUUUUACGAUGGAUCUGAAAUUGUGGUAGCUGGACGCAUUGUAGAUAAUGAUCUGAACAGUUUAACUGCAGAUGUGAAAGCUCAAGGUGCAGACAAUGAUGUAACAUUUAUUGCACAAGGAGAUGUCAAAGAAAUAACUGAAGCUCUCCAAGAACAGGAGUACAUCUUUGGGGAUUACACUGAGAGACUCUGGGGUUAUCUUACCAUUCAACAGUUAUUGGAAAAACGCAUUGCAGCUACUGGAGAUGAAAAAGAGAAUCUUACAGCUAAAGCCCUGGAGCUCUCUCUGAAGUAUAAGUUUGUGACACCUUUAACUUCCAUGAUUGUAACAAAGCCAGAAGACUAUGAUAAUCAAGCUGGACUUGCUGAUAAACCAAUAGAAGCUGAAGCAAGGUCUGCCCCAGUCACUCACCAAGUUUCAUCAGUUUCCUUCCUGUACAGGCAACCUGCACCUCCCACUUGGUAUACUAGUGUUGAUGGAGAUCCGCACUUCAUUAUAUCAGUGCCACAGAAAGAAGAUGCUCUUUGUUUUAAUAUCAAUGAAAACCCAGGUGCAGUUUUAAAUUUAAUAACGGACCCAGUUACAGGUAUCACUGUCAAUGGACAGCUCAUUGGAGAUAAAAGGACAAGCAAUAAGGCUAAGAUCCAAAACACCUAUUUUGGAAAACUUGGGAUUGCAAAUAAGCAUCUAGAUUUAAAACUAACAGUAACUCCUGAGAAAAUCACCCUUCAGAAUGGCAAUGAAAAGUCAGUUUUCAAUUGGCUUGAUUCAGUCAACCUGCAACAAGAAGGACUAACUCUUAUAAUUAAUAAGGAAAAGACUCUGGUGCUUUCCAUGGGUGGUGGUGCAUCAUUUGUUGUUGUUUUGCACCAAGUAUGGAAGAAACAUCCUUUACACCAAGGCUUCCUAGGAUUAUAUGUGAUAGAUAGUCAUAAACUGUCUGAACAAACUCAUGGAUUAUUAGGUCAAUUUUUCCACCCAAUUGACUUUAAUAUAGUUGAAAUCCAUCCUGGGUCUGAUCCCAAGAAACCGGAUGCCACAAUGAUUGUCAAAAACAAUGAACUGACAGUAACAAGGGGGUGGCAGAAAGAUUACAGAAAAGAUACCAGGCAUGGCCUUGAUAUCCCUUGCUGGUUUGUUCAUAACAGUGGUGCAGGGCUGAUUGAUGGAGUUCACACAGACUAUAUUGUUUCCAGUAUAUUUUGACACCAUUAUAAAUUAAUCUUCAGAUCUGUGUUAAGAGAAUAUUUUUCUGCAUGAGUUAUGCUUCCUAAUAAUCAUCAACUGCUAAAAAUCCUAAGCUUACUGUAUUAAUGUUGUGUUUGAAAAUAUCCUCAUUUUGAGCUCAUGAAUCAGGUUACUGAGUGCAGCUGGUCCACACUGUCUUCAUUCAACCAAUAUCUAAGAUCUGUGUGCUAAAAUAUAAUAUUUGAUCAAAUACAACAAAUAUGAUAUGUUGUGUUAAAUUCAUUUGUGAGGUUUAAAACUCUGAUUUAUUCUAUGUAGAAUAAACUUUAUAUUCAAGGUGAAA